UUUUUCUAAACACCUUUUAGGUGGAGAGGGCCUAAGGGGGCCAUGGAGUACCGGGGGGUGUUUCACAAAUUACAUGCAGACUUUUUGCAUCAAGUGUCAGGCCCCCCUCGCUCCUCCUCCUCGAGCUCAGUCCAAGUCAGCCUCAGCAUGAGUCGUGACAUAGCAAACGCUGCCCACAUGGCUCCCGAUACUCACCGCUGCACUUUUUCCGCCGGGACUAUUUAAUUGAUUAAUUCCAGUAUGGCGGUGAAAACGCCGCUGCGGAGGUCUUUCAGCGAGCAUGUCAAAGUUUCCACCAACAGGGCUUGGGACGUCUUCUGGAGGAGUGUGAGGGAGAGGCGGCUGUGGGAGAUUGAGGCCAAGGAGGCCUGCGAUUGGCUACAAGCAGCCGGCUUUCCUCAGUACGCGCAGUUGUUCAAAGACUGCAGGUUUCCCAUCGAUGUGGAGCUCGCCAAGAGGGAUCACCACUUCCUGGAUAAAGAUGCUCUGGAUUCCCUCAGCAGGCGACUGAUCACGUUGAACAAAUGUGCGGAGAUGAGGCUGGACCUGCCGAAAGCGAAACAUCAAAGCGAUGAAGACUUUCUCGAGGACGAUUUCUGCGCCAUUAGCCCCAGGUGGACGCACGACAGGCUGAUGCGACAAUGGCGGCGCCUGGAUUCCUCGACGGAAUUUCUCCACUCAUCUGAUGCCUCAAGCUUCCCGCAGGACGUGUCUUUGUAUGACCACCGCGACGACCGCCACGAUGUCUGCUCCAUUCGCAGUUCGAGCAGCACAGAGAGCGAACGCCAAAACCGAAAGAGUCCAAAAGAGGGCGCCGAUCCUAACAGAAGCAUCGCGGACGACCAGGCCACCAGCCGGAGCUCCUCGCGCUGCUCCUCGUCCAACAAGACCCCGUCCCUCGACAUGUCGUUCAGCGGACCCCCGUCGCCUGGAGACAGAAGUGGUGGAGGAUCGUCCACUGCGAGUCUGGAAGUCUACAUCAUGGAUAAACCACCACGCAAAAAGGGGACCAGCCUUCUGAGGAAGAUGGAGAAACUGAGAUUGAGAGGAACAACUGGACUCCUCUCUGCACCCAGGAACCAUGCAAAUCUGGCUGCGGUAGCUCGAGGGUCUGCGGAUGGAAGAGGCCCCUCGAGCUGUGCAUCUUCUUCACCCUCGUCCCCUCACGCCAUGAGCAGCAGCAGCAGUAAUAGCCACUCGGAGAGCAGCAGCGCGGUCAGCACGCCCAGCCCGGUCACGCGUGUCCGGAGUAACUGCAAACGCACCGAAAUGGGCGAAGGAGUGACCCGCAACAACCACCACACAGGCACCACGGACAACAAAGACCAACACAAUAACAACAACAACAACAACAACAUGAACCACAACAGCCUGCUCUUCCACAUCCCCAAUGGCCACAAACCGGGCACCUUUCCAACCUCCCUCGCCCACAAGCACGCCUUCUUGUCCCCCAUCAUGGAUCAAUCCGCUGUCAACUGGAGGACGGGAAGCUUCCACGGUUACCAAGAACGACGCAGUUGCCGCCGGGGCACGUCGUCGCUCGACACCUCACCAAGCCCACCGGAUCAUCGGCUGAGCGUCUACGACAACGUGCCGGACAACCAGCAGCUUUCUGAGAGCGAAGGUGGCAGCGGGGGGAGUGUUAGCGAUGCGGAGAGGGUGGGGGACGAGGUGUCUCGACUGUUGGGAAGCGAGGACGUUUUCUCGGCUCUGGACACGGUUUUGGAAAGGAUCAACGACCUGCAGCAACUGGUCUCCACCUGGGCCGAGAGUCUAUCCGAAGACGACUGUCAGCGAGAUUCCUCUUCCGCCUCUUCUUCUGCUUCCUCCUGCUCACCUGCCAGCGGCUCCUCCGCCACCUCCCCCUGCCCUUCCUCCCCGAUCCACAUCCACCUGGAGGUGCAGCAUUCAGAGGAGGACGAGGAGGGCUUGGAGGAGGGAGAGGAGGAGAGCUGCGAGAAGUCGUCGGUGAGCGAAGACGAGUCCAAAACCAGAUCGCCGCAAGACCAGAGCAGCCGAGCCAGCCAGCAGCUGCACUGGUCCAGUGAGCAGAGCCUUCCCUCUUUGCCAGCCAGCCCGGGCGUGGAACACCAGUCCGUCUCCCAGUUCGCUCUCCUUCAGAAGCUGGCCCUGCUCAAACUCACCGCCCUGAUGGACAAAUACUCGCCAUCCAGCAAGCAAGGUUGGAGCUGGAGCGUUCCCAAGACGAUGGUGAGGAAGGCCAAGGCGUCACCUGCCAAGGCCAGGCGGGUUUUCGGGACGUGCGUGUGUGUAAAUGUGAGGCGUGGGCCGGUGUCUGCAGAUUUCCCCAAAGAUCAACAGCUGCUGGCAGCCCAGGCGGCCAUCUUGCUGCUGCCAGACGAGAACCGCGAGGCGCUGCGGACGUUGCUCUUCUUCCUCCGCGACGUGGUGGCCUGUGUGGAUGACAAUCACAUGACGCCCACCAACAUCGCCGUGUGCCUCGCGCCGUCGCUCUUCCACCUCAACGCCCUCAAGAGGGACGCCGGAUCGAGUCACAGGAAGUACAGCCUGGGCCGCCCGGACCAGCGUGACCUGAGCGAGAACCUGGCCGCCACGCAGGGCCUGGCCGACAUGAUCAGCGAAGCACAGAGACUUUUCCAGAUUCCGGACUUUUGGCCGGCUCUGAAUCUGAGCUCUGCCGCUCCGACUGACGAGGCGAGCGAGGAAGAGCUGGAGGAGACCAUGCAGAAGCUCCGGCAGAGUACGCAGCUCCUCAUCAAGGAAGCCGGCGACAAGAGUCGAGGCUGGGAGACUCGUCCCGCUCCUGAACACGUGUCGCUGGCUGUCAAGAAGACGUGGUCGGGAUGCCCGCUGUGGACGUGGCGCGUCUCGGUGGAGGUGGACGCCAGCCAGGAGGUUUUGCUGCGCCGGCUCAUCGAGGAAGAGCGGCCGUGCGGAGGCGGCGCAGGGCUGGGCGCCGUCAUUCAGACGCUGGGCGAGUGCGCCCACGUCUGUCGAUACCUCCGCCAGGGUCACGAUGCCGGCCUGGCCUCCAGCCUGCCGCGAGAACACCUGCUGCUCAGGACAUGGCAGUCGGAGGCGACUUGCGGCCCACUCUUCGUGUCGUCCGUGUCCACGCAGCACCCUCAGGCGCCACCGGAGGGCGUCCGAGUGCACACGCACGCUUGCCUCUACCUGCUGGAGCCCGCCGCCGCCAGCAAGACCCGCCUCACGCACGUGUGCCGCACCGACACCAGGGGGCGCUCUCCGGCGUGGAACCGCAAAGUGAGCGGACAUCGCAUGGUUGCUGCUCUGCUGGCCCUCAAAGCGUCCUUCCAAGGCCAGCACAAGGAGAACACCAUGUGACGACGCUUGCCGGAUAGCGAGUUGGAAUGGAAGGAGUUUCGAUUUUUCGCCUUUUUUUUUUUUUUUUUUAACUCUUCAAAAAUGUCGCGCUCGUCUUGGCCAACCUGCGACGUGUUUCACGGACAAAAGGAAGACCAAACGGGAAUGCGGGAAAGACGAGCAAUGUAGCCCCGCCCGUGCCGAGUUGGGGACUGACUGUAACAAACGCAAGCCAUCGAGGAGAUGUGGAUUGUCGCUCCUCGUGGCAUGAAUCAAAUGCGAGUCAGUAUUUAAGGGAACUAACAAAGUAAACACAUAUUUAAGCUUUGGAGUGAGGAUGUGUGAAAGUGAUCAGAGCCACGCGUCUGAUUAAAGAGAUUUGUUUUUCUCUCAGA
This is a messenger RNA of Hippocampus comes (tiger tail seahorse), 3701 nucleotides long. Its product is annotated as rho GTPase-activating protein 7. Gene Ontology annotation, molecular function: protein binding; lipid binding; GTPase activator activity. Lineage: Eukaryota; Metazoa; Chordata; Actinopteri; Syngnathiformes; Syngnathidae. The record is from RefSeq and is a predicted model, not a curated record. The transcript is spliced from 16 exons. Bases 241 to 3327 code for a protein of 1028 amino acids. Gene Ontology annotation, biological process: actin cytoskeleton organization; regulation of Rho protein signal transduction; signal transduction.